AUGCGAAAUUCGACGGAGAACCAUAGGUAGGCGACGCAAAAAAAAAGAGAGAUUUCCGAGCGGUGGGGGUUUGAAAGAUUGCGGCCAAAAGUGUGCCACUUUCAGCAUAAUCUCCCUACCCUCAUGCCACAACUUCAACGGGCUCGAGAACGCGGCGAACCUCAACUACGAGUACGCAGUGGACCUGCUCAUCGGCGCCGCGUGCGAUGAGGAAACGCAGACGGUCUCGAGACUCGCGCUCCGCUGGCACAAACUGUAUCUUUCGUCGGCGCCGUUGAGCACCAAAGAGAAGUGGCUCAAAGUACAGUGAUAUUGGAUAAGCAGAAAAAAAGUUUUAGAGAGGGCACAACGAUUGCUCUGAAACCGCACAGUUUGGCCGGCACCGUCGAGGUUCUGUUGGCGGUUUGCGAAUCGAUGGGCUGGAAAGAGGUGGUUGACCCAAAUUUUUUAUUAUAUUUUUCCAUAAAUAUCACGGUCUCCAGAGCUGACAAUAUGGGCGUGGCCUCAGCGGCCAAAUGGCGUUUUCAUGAAUUGAGCAGGUUUUCUCUGAUUUUUGUGUGGUCAACGACGAUGAAAAAUGAUUGUUUCUCAUGAAAACACAUUAAUUCUCACAGAAUUAUGGACGUUUUGGCGCAUUUUUCACGGAUUUCGCGGACUUUGCUUUUUCGCGUUCGCCGCCGAUCGCCGCCUAAAAACCGCACUUUUCAUUUUGCGCUUUCUUGACCGUUUUCAGACAGAACUGGUUUUGAGAAUGAUAAAUCACGUAAAUACAAGCAUUUUGAGCGCUCGAACCGCGAAAACUACCGAAAAGCAACUGAAAUUCACGCAGUUUUAGCGAAAAACCUUCAAACUUGACCAAAUUUAACGCUCUUGCGCUUAAAAAAUUCGUAAUAGCCUAUACAAUCGGUCUAUCGAGAGAAAAAUGAGAAAUUAUCGGUUUUUCGUGGCUAAUCUCACAAAAAUUUUUUUUUUUGCUGUAAAAAUUUGAAUUUCGCGCCAAUGUAUCGCUCUAUUUGGCGGGGCGCACUUGCGCUCAUUGUCAGCUCUUGAGAUUGUGUAUAAAAUCGACUUCAGAUCGGUCUAAUCUACUCGGAAGACACGAAAUACACCGCGCACGCGAUCUACGACAUGCUCGCCGAAAAAUCGGAUAUUCUGAAAAUCAACGUCUUUUUACAAACCGACGGACACCUCAACACAUAUUCGAUUCUUCAUCGAGCCAGAGGUUUGAGCACGUUUUUCGGCCAAAAUUGUCCAUUUUCAGUACUAAUCUCCUUUCUGACUACUGUCGAUCUGUCGACAUUUAUGAAAACGUUGAAGGAGAAGGCGUUCCGCCCUUUGGAAUUCAGUGUAGUCCACGUGGAUAAUCAAAAGUGGGUGGUCGAAAUCGAAACGUUGUCAAAAUUAGUGAAAAAUCGCAGAACUCCCAUCGCAGAGUUCUUCAACUAUCUCGACCGUCAGGCUUCUGAAGAGGCGACGCCGAUUGCGUCGGCGCGUCUGCGCAAACUGCUGCGCCACGUGGCACUUCUUCGGAAUAGCCACGACGAUCGGGCGGCUAUGGAGACGUUCGCCGUCGAGAAUCGCAUUACGGUAGUGUGGAUUUACGAGAAGUCUCGAAAAAAAAUAAGUUGUAUUUGAGCCCUCACAUACGCUCUACAAAGCGCUGAUCCUCUGCGAUGGGCUCCGAUUGUUGAGCAACUACAGUAGGCGCCGAAAUUUGACAAUCGUGCAAGAGUUACCGUACCUCUGGGAGCACGUGACCAACACCGAAGUGCACGGCUUUUCGGGUCCGAUGUUCAUCGGCACCGACGGCGUUCGUCUACCGUACUACGAGAUGUUCAUGUGGAGGCAACAGGCGGUUCGCCACGUGGCACACGUCAAACCCAGAGAGUCGCGGUUUUGCGGCCGCGUUGGCCAACAACACGUCCAGAAUUGCUAUGUGAGUUGAGUUCUUACGGAUACUGUAGAUCUAAAAAUGUUUGUGUGCAAAAACUUGAAGUCUAGUACGUCAUUUUUCGAGUUUAUCAUCACUUUUCUGUACGAUGAACUUUGAACAGCUACACAGUACUCUUGCAAGUGGUCUUAGAGUGAUGUAGUCAACUGAAAAAAUGAAGCACAAGUCGUCAAGAUUGUGUACACAACAUUUUGAGGUCAUAGGACGUCUUCAGCCGUAAAGCCAACCGUAUGAAAAUUUUCACUAACAGGAGUUCGUUCGAUCGGCUCCACACGGACUUUUGCUCGAUGAUCUUCCGCCGUACACGUCGGAUUGUGGAUACGACAACAAUCUGUGCAGUGACCUCCACGUCUUCCUGAUCGCCGCCGUCGUCUUCUCGAUUCUUCUCAUUCCGAUGGCGAUCGCGUUCUAUCUUCAACGAAAAGAGCAUCUGAUUCAGCAGAUGCCGUGGCGUGUGCCUUUGGAAGCGAUUUCGUUCGACGACGGCAGGGACGGAUCGACAAUACCGGCAAAUAUUCAGAGGAGACUGUCGACUACGACUGCAAGCACCGCCCGUGCCUCCUACGCCUCCAUUUUCUCGGCCAACAUCUGCGAACACGCGCAUGUUAAUAAACAUAAGGUCUGAUGUGAAACGGGCUUUUCGAGGUGGGUGUUAAAUUGGAAUAUUGUAGGUGUCCUUGAAGCGAUACGCUCAAAAAAGGGCAAUAACUUUCACAAGACACGAGAUGGAGGAGUUGAAUCAGGUAAUUUUGUCAAUUUGCCUCAAAACUCGAUGAAAUUAGAGACAAAAGAGAGGGAAAACAUGUUUUCACUUCUCGCGGAUCCCAAUUACAGCUCAAAUACAUGUCCCAUACGAACAUCAACGCGUUCACCGGCAUCUGCUUCAAUCAGGGCUCCGAACUGUUGGUGAUGUGGCAAUUCACGACCAGAUACUCGCUGGAAGACUUGAUUUUUGUGAAGGAACAAAAGUUUGGCCGCAAUUUUCAGUCAACUUUCAUCAAACACAUCAUUCAUGUGAGUGCCGACGCCCGUUUGUUUAGCACGCUAUAUCUCAGCUGUGGGCGGAGUUAUCAAAAAGUUAUCAACUGACAAAUUACUCAAAAAGACAUUUUGCACAUUUUAUCAGUUGACAACUUUUUUGCAUCUCUUUCGGCUGCUGAGAUACAUCGUUUUGAAUCAACAAUAUUGUACGUCAACUUUUUCAGGGUGUCCAUUACAUCCAUAACAGUUCGAUGAAAGUGCAUGGUGCGUUGUACUUGUCAAAUUGCGUUGUCGAUUCCUAUUGGGUGGUCAAAAUCACCGAUUUCGGCAUCAAAAACAUUCUGAAAGAGCGGAUGAGCCACAAGGAGUUGGCGCCGAGUUGCCCGUUCGAUACGGACGCGUUGCACUACAGUAAUCGCCCCCGGGGAAUUGUAUCAUUUGCAGAAAAUAAGCUUGCAGAAUAUCUCCAACAAGCCCCCGAGCAUUUGGCAUCGAUUCUGGAGCGUAAUGAGGAUCCGACGGGCUCGGUGGAGGGCGAUAUUUACCAGGUGGCCAUGCUCAUUUAUCAAAUUCUCUUCUACAUGCGUCCGUUUGCCGAGCGACAGGAGGAUACAAGAGGUAAUGCCGCGUCCAAUGUCUCGGAAAAACCGUAAAAACCGCAGAUUUUUCUGUCCAAAGUCGGCCGAAAUUUGCGUGAAAAACGGGGGUGCGCACAGCUCAAUGAGUGUAACCGUACCCCUAAAACUACGGUAUUUUUUGAAAAUUUGUUAAUUUCUUGAGGUUAUUUGAAAAUAUUCAAAUUUUUUGCGCAAAUUUUCAAAAAAUACCGUAGUUUUAAGGGUACGGUUACACUCAUUGAGCUGUGCGCACCCCCGUUUUUCACGCAAAUUUCGGCCGACUUUGGACAGAAAAAUCUGCGGUUUUUACGGUUUUUCCGAGACAUUGGACGCGGCAUAAGGGAGGAGAACAAAAGUAGUUUGAGUUUGAGUUUUUUAAAGUUUCAACACCCCCCGACGCAUCUCGUUGUCACACUUCCAGACCUGGCCAAACUCAUCGCCGACCCGUCGACUCCGCCGAUCCAUCCAAAAGUACCAGAAGGCACCAGUUUCACGAUGCGUCUUCUUUCGAUCAUUCAACAGUGUUGGCUGCACAAACCGGCCGCCCGUCCCACACUUAUUAAGAUCACCGAUGCGGCGAACAGGGAAUUCGGACAAGAGUGAGUUGGGCACUCGAUUCAAAACGAUUUAUCUCAGCUGCGGGUGAAGGUAUCAAAAAGUGGUCAACUGAUAAAAUGUGCACAAUCUUUUUUUAUUUAUUUUAUCAGUUGACAACGUUUUGAUAGCUCCUCUGGCAGCUGAGAUAUAUUGUCCCUUAUGAGGGCUACCUUCAAAUUUCUUCAGCGUGAAAGGAACUUUGAUCGAUCAAAUGAUUGAGAUGAUCGACGAAUAUUCGGCAAAUUUGGAGCAAAUUGUGGCCGAGCGAACCCGAGAAUUGGAGCAGGAGAUGGCGAAGACCGAGAAUUUGCUGUAUCAACUACUUCCAAAGUUGGUUUUCCACAUGUUUUGCAUCGUACUGACACCAUUUUCAGAUCAAUCGCCGACUCGAUCCGCUGCGGCCGAAGUGUGGUGCCCGAACAACACGGAUCCGUCUCGUUGCUCGUCGUGGACGUCUGCCAAUUCACGAAAUUCUGUGAGGCCUUCAUUCCAGUACAUGUACGAUCACGACCACGUUCACGGUUCACUGUUCACUGUUCAGAUCCUCGAAACACUUCAAGAGCUCUACUCGUCCUUUGACUAUAUUGUCCAGAAAAACAAGGCGUUCAAAGUGGAAAAUGUGGGCGACGCCUACCUCAUUUGUAGUGGAAUUCCCGAAAUGAGUGGCCUCCGACAUUUGAGAGAAGUUUGCAAGAUUUCGUUGAAAUUACAGACGGUGCGAGCCAAAAUCGGAGCAUAAUUUCGAGCUGCAUAAACACUCGUUUUUGCAGUUUAUGAAAACGUUCACAGUGCGCCACAGGCCUAGCCACGUGUUGACCAUCAAAAUGGGCAUCACGAGUGGAGCGGUGGCGGCCGGAAUACUCGGAAGCAUCGCUCCGAGAUUCUGCAUCUUCGGCGAUACCGUCAAUAUGGCGUGUCGGAUGGCGAGCACCGGCGCCCCGGGAAAGAUUCAGAUUAGCGAGUUGACGGCGAACACGUUGUUGGAGAAGUUUCCCGCGUUCAUACUCGAAGAACGUGGAAUGAUCGAUGUGAAGGUGAGUUUUAGCGAAAAUUCUGAAUUUCUGACGUCUUCUGAUUCUGCGUUUUUCUUUCGUCGCGCAGUCGCGCUCGCGCCCGCGCCACACAUUUAUACCCGCCCCUAAACGCUCUCCGCGCCAUGAGUGUGUGUGGCGCAGCGGGUAACCAUUUUGCCUGUCAACCAAAAUGCCGCGGGUUCGAACCCCACUACCCCCCUAUUCCAUUUUCAGGGCAAAGGAUCGUGUCUGACGUUCUGGCUGACCGGAGAAAAAGACAAUAUGCGUCGUCAGUCGUCGCGAUCAAGUUGCAUCUCACAAAUCAAGUUCGAGCUGGAAAACUAUGAAUCGUCCGCUCAACCGCCGAGUAAUUAUCUCAAAGUUUAG
Molecule: messenger RNA, 5546 nt
Organism: Caenorhabditis sp. 36 PRJEB53466
Lineage: Eukaryota; Metazoa; Nematoda; Chromadorea; Rhabditida; Rhabditidae
Source: the annotation of a GenBank genome assembly